This is a messenger RNA of Symbiodinium sp. CCMP2592, 2844 nucleotides long. The record is from the annotation of a GenBank genome assembly. Lineage: Eukaryota; Dinophyceae; Suessiales; Symbiodiniaceae.
AUGCCAGAGGCGGGACCAGCCACGCAAGCAGAGACAAAAUUAGGAAACGAGGACAUGGACACAACUGCAGCUACCUUCUUUCGUGGCCAGAACAUCAAUGCCCGGGCUGCGUUGAUCAGUGGCCCACCUGGUAUCGGCAAAACCACGACCUGCACCGGCCGGCUUGUGGCCAAGCUCCACAGCGGCUACGAGGUCCUCGAGUUCAAUGCUUCCGAUGCACGUGGACAGAAGAUCAUCCAGGACAUGGCCUCCGGUAUUGCCGACAACCGAACCCUCAGCUUCGGCGAUGUGGGUGCAAAGAAGGUGCCGGCUUUGACCAAGAAGGCGAUCAUCAUCAUGGAUGAGGUGGAUGGUAUGGGUGCCGGUGACCGGGGAGGCAUGGCAGCUUUGGGCAGGAUGAUCAAGAAGACGCGCAAUCCCAUCAUGUGCAUCUGCAACGAUUCGCACAGCCCGAAGGUUCGGUCUUUGGCGUUCAGUUGCUACGAUCUAAAGUUUUCCAGGCCGACUAAGAACACAGUCGCGCAGCGCUGCGCGCAGAUUUCGGCUUCAACCGGUCUGCAGGUGGAGACGAAUGCUUUGGAGGCCCUGGCAGAGUCUAAGACUUGGACUUCCUUGAAGCCGAUGCGGAUCCUUCCGGUGUCAGAGUCCACUCGAGCUCCGGUGAGGUCGUGUGGCAGUGACAUGCGCAUGGUGCCAGCCCCACCAGCGGUCGCUCCGAGUUACAGAGUCUGCUGUAGAUACAAGCAGCUCGAUGAAAGCAGCUUUCGCUUUGUGCUUGCUGGGCUCAAGCUGCACGUUCUGAAUCAAUGCUACCUCUCCCUCUCCCUCUUGCUCCCAUCCAGCAUAGUUGACCGGUUUUGGGCAGCAGACGGCUCUACGAAGGUUGCCCACGGAUGCUUGACACAUCUUCAAAGUUGGUCGCGAGAGGAUUUGCGGCACUCUUUUGAGAACUUCCGAUCUGCCGGCGGGCAUGCGGUGAACUGCAGGCAGCUGGGGCAGAUUCUGCGAAUCAGCAACUUCCACCUGACGAAGGACAUUUUUGACCUCCUGCUUGGGCCCGAACAUACAGAUCGCGGUCUUCUGGAUUUCUGGUCUGUCAUAGGUCCCAUGGUGGUGAUGUCUGGCCAGCACUACAUUUCCAGAGUCAGCUUCCUUUUCAGCAUCUUCGACAUGGAUGGAGAUGGCUGCCUCAAUGAGUCUGAGAUCAUUCUGGCCGUUCGUUCGGUGUUCUUCGGUCUGGCGCGGUUCUUUCCCAAAGCAAGUCUGCCGGAUGGCAGACGACUCGAACACCUGGCUCAGGAGAUGUUCCAGCGUUUCGACGCAGAUGGCUCCGGGCUCGUGAGCAUUGGGGAGAUCGUGAACUAUGCCUAUCGAAGCGAGGGCCUGCUGCGGCUCUGUGAGCCGUUCCCUUCGCGCGAGAAGCAUGUACAUGAGGAGCCCGUCCACUUCCUGGGCACGUCGGCCUCCAGAGGACACAAGGCCCCACGGUCGGGGGAGCCGAGUCUCAGUCUGAGGCGUGACCUCCGAAUGGCUCCAGACCCCUCGCCGCCCCAAAGCGGCCAAAACUCCGCGAGCUCCAGCGCCAGGUCCCGUCACUACGACAAACCGUGGCAGCGGGCAGCCAACCGGGAUGGGCUGACGAAGGCCCAUGCAUGGGUUGCUUGGAUCUGCUUUCGGCUAUUUGCCGACAAGGAGAACCCUCGCAUCAUCCAUGCUACAGAGCUUAUGAACCUUGUCAGCAGGGGGCGAGUCAAGGUCUUCCCCAUGAUCAACGCAGCUGUUGAAGAAAGCCGGGACUUGGCGGAGAACAUUGCGAGCGAGCAGGAUGAGCUGGGCGCAGAUCGUCUGGUGGUGAGUGUGAGCCAGGCGAUGCUGGCAAAGGAUUUCGCCGAGCGACUGGAGAGGUUGAGUGGGCCGGGCACCGGUGGUGACGCGGGCGAAGGAGGAAUCGUCUCCAUGCGCAGCUUUCUGUGUUUGCUGUGGCCCAAGGCCAGUGAUGGCGCCAUCGAGUGCUGCGUGCGAUGGUGCCAGAGCUUCCAUGCCCACCAGGUGCUGGCAUCCCUUCUCCGGCAGAAGCGGGCCUCCAUGCGACAAAGCAGGUUCUACCGGAAUAGCAUCGAAGAUCCCAUGGCAAUGCAGCGGGCGGCAAGUGGCCGGCAGCCAGUCGCUGUCGUCGACAGCUUGAGCCGUGAGGACCUCCAGGUACUCUUUGAAGCAUUGGAUUUUGAUGGCAAUGGCAAGCUCUCCGCUCGAGAGCUGUGCACGCGAGGUGGGCUCAGUACCAAAGAUGCCCAGAAGCUUCUCCGAAUCUGGGACCAGGAUGCAGAUGGCGAGCUUACCAGCAAGGAGCUCUCAAGCGUGGUGCAGGCAGUUGACCCGGCCCUGAAGCAGCAGGUCAAGGUGCUGAAUCAGCUCCAGAUGCUCACGAAGUCCGACGUCCACAUGGCAGAAGGUGUCAAAUACAUGGACAUGAAGGAGAAGAUGCGCCAGAUGAACAAAGAUCAGGCCAUCAUGCUGGGCCCUUUUGACGCUUGUAAGAAGCUGCUCACCCAUUCGGAGGGCGCUCGGCUUUCCUUCCGAGAACGGCUCGACUUGUUCUUCGUGGACCACUCCCUGAUGGGCCUCCUUGUCCAUGAGAACUACUUGAAUGCCAUCUCCAAGAAGCCGGUGAACAAUGAGUUGCUACAGCGGUGUGCCAACUCAGCCGACAUGAUGGCUGUCGGGGACAUCAUCGGCGCAAGGAUACGGGAGCAUCAGGAGUGGAGCCUUCUUCCUGACUUGGGCAUCCUGUCUGCCGUCUAUCCUGCGUUUACCACCCAUGGGCUGCGUCCUCGGAGCCAGUGA